Brassica napus (rape) is the source of this 975-nucleotide messenger RNA. RefSeq lists its product as uncharacterized. NCBI's taxonomy places the organism in Eukaryota, Viridiplantae, Streptophyta, Magnoliopsida, Brassicales, Brassicaceae. The record is from RefSeq and is a predicted model, not a curated record. Bases 256 to 744 code for a protein of 162 amino acids. The transcript is spliced from 3 exons.
CGCCUAUUGUUUCUCUCUCUAAAGCAAAACCUAGUUUUGAUGCCGUCUUGCUUUGUUGUGUUUCUUUCUACCCUCGUAGCAUCCUAUUUACAGGAACAAAACUUGGUUUCACCCCCUGCGGUGAACUGUCUAAGACCAUCUUUAACCAGGGUGCUUAAGCCCAAUGCUUAGGUAAUUAAUGAUUUAAAAAAAAAGAAAAAAGGGUUUAAUUUAAAAAUACGGCGCUUAAAGAGGGAGCAGAAGCAGCGGUGCUAAAUGGACACGUGUGGGGCAUUGGUUAAAUCUCUCUCUCUCUCUCUCUCUCUCGCACAAAACGCAUCUGCUUCUCUCUCUCCUUCUCUUCUACGAAACCGCGUCUCUCCACCUCUCCUCGUCGAUUCCGCCGGUGUUUCCCGUUUUCUCACCGAUCGGUUGGAGUCGUCGGCAUCUGUGUCGGUGGAAAGCUCGUCUCUGUCAGUGGUGUCGCCGAUCGUGUCGUCUUUGAGCGCCGAAGACGCGUCUCUCCAGCUUUCCUUCACCACACCGCCUCUCUUUCUUCAUAUCUCCUCGGUGACUCCCAGCGUCUCCCUCGGUGGCUCAAUCUCUCUCUCCACGAUGGUUCGGAUGAAGAGGACAUCAAUGGUCAUAACGGAUCAAGAUACAUCAAGGUUCGACUACAAUGGCAAUAAAGGAGCAGUGGGAGCAUCUCUGUUGUGUCACGAAGCAGUGGAACCAAAAAGAUCACGCGGCUGUUGUGUCAAGUAGUGUCACGGGCAAGCAAGUGUAAUGUGUCACGGGUCUGACCCUAUUGUGUCAUGUAGUGUCAAGUUGUGUCUCAACUAUUGUGUCAUGUAGUGUCAAGUUGUGUCUGAGCUAUUGUUGUUGUCUCAGUGUCUUGUGUCUGGUAGUGUCACGGGUAUGACCUGUUGUGUCAUGUAUUGUGUGUUGUGCUCACGACUUCGGAAUUAUAUAAUUCACAAGGCAUCGCAUGUUUCA